Molecule: messenger RNA, 2262 nt
Organism: Gopherus evgoodei (Goodes thornscrub tortoise)
Lineage: Eukaryota; Metazoa; Chordata; Testudines; Testudinidae
Product: nectin-3-like
Exons: 9
Biological process (GO): homophilic cell-cell adhesion; symbiont entry into host cell; heterophilic cell-cell adhesion
Cellular component (GO): apical junction complex; adherens junction
Source: RefSeq, a predicted model, not a curated record
CAUGGAAAUGGAGAGUGUGUUUCUGAAUCAUGCCAUUUUUUUCCUGGAUUUCUGGGCCUUGAUUGUUCAAGCGCCAGCCCAGUAUUGUGUAGUGGCAAUGGGCAGUAUUCCAAAGGACACUGUCUCUGUUUCAGCGGUUGGAAGGGUACAGAGUGUGAUGUGCCUGCCACCCAGUGUACUGAUCUUCAAUGUGGGGGCCGUGGGGUCUGUAUCAUGGGUUCUUGUGCCUGCAACUCUGGGUACAAAGGAGAAAACUGUGAAGAAGCUGAUUACUUAGACCCAGCCUGUUCCAGUCAUGGUGUGUGUGUCCAUGGAAGGUGCCACUGUAAUUCAGAAUGGUGUGGUAGUAACUGUGAAAUGCUGAAGACAAUGUGUCCAGACCAGUGCUCUGGUCAUGGGAUGUACCUUCAAGAAAGUGAUACCUGCACUUGUGACCCUAAUUGGACAGGUGUAGAUUGCUCAAAUGAAAUCUGUUCUGUGGACUGUGGCUCUCAUGGUGUUUGCAUGGGUGGAACGUGUCAUUGCGAAAAAGGUUGGACUGGACCAGCCUGCAAUCAAAGAGCCUACCACCCUCGCUGUGCUGAACAUGGAACCUGUGAAUGUAGCCAGAGGCGGAAUGGCAAGCGUUCUGCUGUCUUGGCUAAACCAGUUGUUGAGCGACAUGUAACGGCAGUUUGGGGGAAGAAUGUCACCCUGAAAUGCAUUAUUGAAAUAAGUGGAACAAUAAUACAAAUCUCAUGGGAGAAGAAACAUGGUAAAAGUAAACAGACCAUUGCUGUUGUUCAUCCUGAAGAUGGGUUUGCUGCUCAAGGAGAAUACCAAGGAAGAGUGUCACUUAAGAACCACUCACUUACUGACGCAACCAUCAUCCUACACAAUAUCAACUUCUCUGAUUCAGGAGAAUAUGUAUGCAAAGCAGUUACAUUCCCACUAGGAAAUGCUGAGUCAUCAACGACUGUAACUGUAUUGGUUGAACCGACUGUGAGCCUAACAAAGGGACCAAACUCUUUAAUAGAUGGUGAAAAUAAAAAAAUAGCAGCCAUUUGUACAGCAGCCACUGAAAAACCUGGUGCAGAUAUUGAGUGGGAAGGAGGUUUUGGAGAAGUGGAAUCCAUUUCUACUUUAUUUCCAAAUGAAACCGUGACAGUUGUUGCUCGGUACAAAGUCAUACCCACCAAAUUUGCUACAGGAAGACGCGUAACUUGUGUUGUGAGGCAUCCAGCUUUGGAAAAGGAACUGAGAUAUCCUUACACAUUGGACAUACUAUAUGCCCCUGAAGUUUCAAUAACUGGGUAUGAUGGAAACUGGUUCUUUGGAAGAGAACGUGUUCGGCUCCGGUGUAAUGCUAACGCAAAUCCACCACCCACAGACUUUACAUGGACCAGGUGAGUGGAUGGGCAAUGGCCUGAAGGUUUAAUGUCUUCAAAUAAUACUUUGCAUUUCAACCAUCCAUUGACUUACAAUUAUGCUGGGACUUCCGUCUGUAAAGUGACCAAUUCGCUUGGACAAGCAAGUGAUCAAAAGACGAUCUACAUUUUAGAUCCUCCUACUGCUACUACACGACCACCCAUGCUUCCAUUGCAUCCUUCAACUGAUGGCAUCAGAGCCUUAACAACAGAACCAGAACUAAUGCAUUUUCCAACAUCAACCUUUUCUUCCUUUAUUGCUGGCAAUCAGGGUACCAUCAUCGCUAAUGCAGUGUGUGGAGCUCUUUUUCUGAUACUUGUAAGUGUUUUGGUUGGAGUUAUCUGCUAUAGGAGAAGAUGGACAGUCUGUGGUUACUACUUUGCUAGGAACUACAUUCCGCCAUCAGAUAUGCAAGAAGAGUCCCAAAUAGAUGUUCUCCAUUCAGAUGAUGUGGGCUCUCAUCCUGACAGCAUAAAAAAAGAAAUAAAACAUCCAGUGAACAGUCCAACAUCAAAAGAUUUAGAAGGCCAUCUGGAAGACAAUCCAGAAUGGAACAAUUUAGUCAAUACUAACAGAUCACAUGAAGGGUAUGAAAGACCAAUGGAAGACAGAACACUGGGAAGGAAGGACAUGGGUGGUGAAUGUUACAAUGACAAUGAAGACGACAAUCCAGAAUGGAAACAUUUAGUCAGUUUUAAGAGAUUCAAAAAACUGUAUGAAAGACCAUUGGAUUAUUAUGAAGGAGGAACACUGAGAAGAAAGGACAAGGGUGGUGAAUGUUAUGAUGACAAUGGAGAAGACUUUGUGUUACAUGGAGAUGGCUCAAUAGAAUCCCGGAGGGAACUGUAUGUGUAG